AUGCCAGUGCCGCCGCCGCCCCCACCUCCUCUGCCUCCACCUCCCCCGCCUCUAGGAGCUCCUCCCCCACCUCUGGGAGCUCCUCCCCCUCCCCCACCAUCAGCACCUCCGGUCAGCACUGACACUUCAGGCUUGAGGAAGCCAGAUCCGAAAGGUCGGAGUGCCCUGUUGGCUGAUAUCCAGCAAGGAACACGCCUGCGAAAAGUCACACAGAUCAAUGACCGCAGUGCCCCACAAAUCGAGAGUUCGAAAGCAAGCAACAAAGAAGGAGGAGGCUCUGCCAACUCCCGAGGAGGAAACACACCCCCAGUCCUGGGAGAUCUCUUCGCUGGUGGCUUUCCUGUGUUGCGACCAGCAGGCCAGAGGGAUGUAGCAGGUGGCAAGACAGGGCAGGCCCCUGGUUCUCGAGCGCCUUCUCCCCGGCUUCCCACCAAAACCAUUAGUGGCCCGCUUAACCCCCCUGCAUCUCCCAGGCUAGGCAAUGCUUCUGAGGCCCAAGGCGCUGCCAGGAUAGUCCCUCCUCGCCCCAAUGUGCCCGCCCCACCUCCACCUCCUCCGCCCCUACCUCCACCUCUACCACCGUCUUCCCCCACCAAGGCCUCGCUGGUGUCCCCACCCGGCCUACCGACCAAAGGGAGCUCUCCUGCCAUUGCACCCACUGUCCCCUGCCCUCCUCCGCCUCCACCUCCGCCACUUCCUCCGACCCCACCCCCUCUGCCCCCGGCCUCCCUACUCAGUGACAAGGCAGUGAGGCCUCAGCUGGCCCCCUUGCACUUCCCGCCCAUCCCGCCCCCGCUCCCUCUCCUCCCACCCUGUGGGUAUCCAGGACUCAAUGAGGAGCCUGCCAGCCCCGCCCAAGAGGUGCCAGAGCCUCCCGCCCCGCCGCCGCCGCCCCCACUCCCCCUGUAUGCUUCCUGUUCGCCCAGGGCUUCGGUGCCAGCGCCUCCCUUGCCAGGCGCUAACAACAGCAGCGAAACCCCUCCCCCGCUGCCCCCCAAGUCCCCCAGCUUCCAGGCCCAACAGCAGAAGGCCAGCGCGCAGGGCUUGCCCGCACCACCUGGCCCUCUGGGACCUCAGCCGCUCCUGCAGAAGAGGAGGAUCUGCAGAGGCCCAGGGACCAGUGGUGGAAAGCUAAAUCCACCUCCAGCACCUCCUGCAAGAUCACCCACCACAGAGCUUUCAAGCAAGAGCCAGCAGAACCCUGCCUGGACCCCCACCCAGCAGCCCGGAGGUCAGCUACGGAAUGGAAGCAUGCACAUCACCGAUGACUUCGAGUCUAAAUUCACGUUCCAUUCUGUGGAAGACUUCCCCCCUCCGGAUGAAUACAAACCAUGCCAGAAGAUUUACCCUAGCAAGGUCCCCCGAAGUCACACACCUGGUCCCUGGCUCCAGACCGAGGCAGCUGGACAGAGCCCAGAUGACAUCAAAGGCAGAAAUGCUCAGUUAUCUCUAAAGACACUCCGGUGAGAAGACGGAUGAAGCCAAGGUCCAGGGGUUCCAU
This is a messenger RNA of Marmota flaviventris (yellow-bellied marmot), 1501 nucleotides long. It is a transcript of the gene Wipf3, whose product is annotated as WAS/WASL interacting protein family member 3. Gene Ontology annotation, biological process: endocytic recycling; Arp2/3 complex-mediated actin nucleation; retrograde transport, endosome to Golgi. Gene Ontology annotation, molecular function: gamma-tubulin binding; actin binding; alpha-tubulin binding. Gene Ontology annotation, cellular component: early endosome; WASH complex; recycling endosome. NCBI's taxonomy places the organism in Eukaryota, Metazoa, Chordata, Mammalia, Rodentia, Sciuridae. The record is from RefSeq and is a predicted model, not a curated record.